ACGUGAUCUUUAUUUAUGUAAUGCAAUGGUGUUACACAGUAACCUAGCUUCGUGGCCGUGGAGAAGUAGGCUACAGGGGUUAAUAGCGGACUCGGAUUACUAAAGAGAAAUAACAUUAAUGUGCGGAUUUACCGACCUCGGUCGUGCGGCGUGUUUGGACUUUUUGGAGCAUCGAGGAAACCGGCGUAUUGGACUGGGAGCCGAGAGUCUUUAUUGAAAAGGGGAGAUGGCAUUUGUCCCAAUACAGAGACUAAGUUAGGGCUGGAAACGAACAAUGUCACUGAAUGUGUUGAACACGAAAAGAAAAUUUGCCAGGUGAGCGUAUGAGGACUCAGUUUGGCAGCAGGACGGAAAGCGGUGUGCUUUAGGCAGAUGUGUGACACUAUUAUUAGUGCAUCGCCAGCUGCCAGCAUGUAAUUUAAAGGGUCCUUGCAGCAACAAUACCCCCAAACCGUCUAUCUGCAGUGCUUUGACGAACAAAGCGACAGUUCUUCCCGUGGGACACUGUACUAGUGACAUAACCAGUUAAAAAAAUGGAAAUGCUGGAGUGCCCCCUUUGCCUCUGUCUGAUGUGCGAGCCGGUGACCGUGUCCUGCGGCCACACGUUCUGCCGGAGGUGCGUCGGGGGCUACCUGCCUUCCAAAUGUCCGCUGUGCAAAGACAGGCUAAAACAAAAGGAGGUGAAAAACACGAAGAACAACGUCCUGCUCAUCGGCGUCGUGGAAAAGUGCUGGCCCGAAGAGAAGAGGAUGAAGUGCCAAAUUCAGGAGAAACUCAAAGCCACCGAGUUCGCGGAAGCGUUACGCAUCGCGAACGAGGGGCUGAACUUAGUCCCAGACGACCAGAGUUUGAAGGUGUUCAGGGCCGAAGCGAACUUGGGCCUGAGGCGUUUCGCCGACGCUCUGAUGGACCUCGACUACCUCUGCUGCCUUCGCCCCAGCUGGACAGAGGGCUCCUUUCAUAAAGGGAAUGUACUGCUGGAAAUGGGUGAGCAGAAAGAAGCCCUCAUCCACUUCCACCGUUGCCUAAAACUUCAAGCUGAUUUUGUUCCCGCAAAGAGCCAGAUUAAGAAGAUCCUGGAGGCAGAGGGAGUGGAAGUGCCGGAGGAUGUGCCCUGCAUUUUGCAGGCGGUGUCCGAGCACCUAAAAGAGCCCUGUCCUAUCACAACCCUCGGCGGCUCGCAGGGGCCGGUUCAUGCUGAAGGCUUCAAACAUCCUCAUGGAGAUAAGGGAGAAGGAAAAGGGAGGAGAGAUACACAUCAGGUGAAGCAUGACACGGGUACUGAAUGCUGCCUCAGCCUCUGCCAAGCGGUUUCCUUCCUCCCCGCUGCUGACGAGGAUGAAGAGAUGAUGACGAGGAAAGAAGACUGGCACGGCAAGUUCUUAGGUGAAAGUUAUCAUCAGAGGAAGAACGGCAUGGUUGUUCUCACCGUGUCAGACUUUGAGUGCCCUCUCUGCAUUAGGUUAUUUUUUGAGCCAGUCACAACUCCUUGUGGGCACACAUUCUGCAAAAACUGCAUCGAGAGGAGCCUAGACCACAACCUCCGCUGUCCACUCUGCAAACAGCCGCUGCAAGAGUACUUCAGAAACAGGAAGUACAACCCCACAGUUCUGCUCCAGGACAUCAUGACCCAACUUUUUGCCCCCCAGUUGGCUGAGAGGAAACAGGUCCACGAUGCUGAGAUGGCUGAACUGUCCAAUCUCACUAAGGACAUCCCUAUAUUUGUCUGCACCGUGGCCUACCCUGGAGUGCCCUGUCCACUGCAUGUGUUUGAGCCUCGCUAUCGGCUGAUGAUGCGCCGCUGCAUGGAAACCGGCACCAAGAAGUUUGGCAUGUGCAGCUACGAGCAUGGCAGAGGAUUCGCAGACUAUGGCUGUAUGCUGGAGAUUCUCGAUCUGGAGCUCUUGCCUGAUGGACGUUCUUAUGUGGAAACAAUUGGUGGCAGCAGAUUCAGGGUGCUGAAAAGAGGCCAAAGGGAUGGUUACCACACUGCUGAUAUAGAGUACCUAGAGGACAUCAGGGUUGACGGCAGCGAGUUGGAGCUUCUGCAGCGUCUGCACGACAGCGUGUACCAGCAGGCCCAGGAUUGGUACCAGCGCCUCGGCAGCCGCAUCCGCGAACAGAUUAACAGACAGUAUGGUGCCAUGCCGGAUAAGGAGGACAACAUUCAGGCUUCGCCUAAUGGUCCAGGAUGGUGCUGGUGGCUGCUGUCUGUUCUCCAGCUGGACCCCGCCUAUCAGACCACCGUCCUGUCCCUGAAUUCUCUCAAAGAUCGCCUGGGACACCUCCGCCUUGUCCUUGAGUACUUCUCUCAGAGCUAGACCCUCUGGCACAGUGGUACUGAGACCACAGCUAGCUGACACCAAUACUACGCACAACACAUUAAAAAAGGAGUGAAAUCAAACAAACGCACGCACGACACAUUUUGAGUUUCGAGGUUGGGUUCGGGACUAUCCUGUAUCGUUUCUAGGGACUGUACUCGAGUCACAACUGAAGGCCAGAUCACCUGGCUGCUAGCUAAAAGCUUGUGAUUUUUAUCACACAAUCCAGUUGGUCAGAGUCAGGUUUUUGCUGUUUUGAGUGUUUCAUAUAUUUCUUACACCAGAAUAUUCUUCUGCACACACGCUGUACGUGCUGUACCAGUGAGAACUACAGGGUUGACCAAAGAUUGAUCAUGAAUUGUGGGGAUAUCGAUAACAUUGCAGAAAACUAACACUGGGUGUCACUGUUUUACUCCAGUUGUUACACAUAGAAAAUCAUGCAAUAGCAUCAGCCCAACUGUUAAACAUGCAUAUAUGGUCUACUUCAGCCGCACUUGAUGCAUUGUUGCAAGUAAGCAUAAACAGCAAUCUGCACUUAAUUUGUAGAGAUAUUUUUGCAAGACUAUGAACCUCCAGAGGGUGAAAGUUCAUGUGCCAAAAUAUUUUUUGGGGAAAUUCACAGCGAUUGUCUUAUGCUAUACAGCACUAUUUGUAAUGCCUGCAUGUUAACUGCAUCUACGCUAUUGACUAUGACUAAGUUUUUACUAUUAAAGAAUAUUCUAAGAUCCCUAUUUAGCUGGUGAAUAAUCCAGUAAUUUAUACUAUCACAUGGCAGCAACCGGAGUAUCACUUUUUAAAGAAUAAAAGCUGCUGUUUUUUUCUUUUUCUUUUUCAGUGAAAUGAUGGCAUUGAGAUAGCAGCAGGUUUGCGUUAUGCUACGAACCUGCGAUUAUGCAUGCUGAUGGUCAAGUAGCAGCACAGCACUGCAUGUAAGUGUGUCAGGUGUAGAAUAACAAGUCACUCUUGUCACAUGUCAUUUUUUCCCCUUCUUUCUUUUUCGUGUUUUGGUUUUUUUUAAAGUAGAUAUGGUGUGCUGUCUGCACUGAUAACAGUUACUGUAAAGUUUGACGUGCACGGCAAACGUUCUGUGCUGGGACGGCUGUAAAAUCAUUUGGUUAUAACAGGAGUCUGUGUAGGAGGUGACACCUAACUCUGGCCCACCUACCACCAAAGUCGUGGUGCCUUUGAGUGCCUGGGCUGACCCACCAGGAGACCUGCAAGUCUUAGUUUUUACAUGGCGUUGAUGAUGAACUGGGUGAUCUUUUGUGGAUAUAGCGCUACAUUCCGUGGAAUGUUGAAGCUGUAAAGUAACAUAGAGCUAAUUUACUAAACACUACAGGCUUAACUGGGUGAUUGUUUUUUUGUUUUUUGUUUUUUUUAAAUUUGAUACAUGUGCCAUUGAUAUUUCUAUAUUAAUUGCUUUAUAGAAAUAGCUGGACAACUUGUCACUGUGUUUAUGUCUGUCUACAUCAUGGAUGCUGAAGCUAGCCUUGAUUCCUUUUAUGCCUUUUGUAUGGUGGGCAGCAAACUUUUUUUUCUAACAUUUCUUGGCUAACAUAUCAUUUUAAAUAAUAAGAAUUAGACCAGCAACACACUUAACAGAUAGAGUUUGUGUGACAGAGAGUCAAAACCCCGCUACAGAGACCGUUUAGAUAUAGCUUAGGCUCAAAAGAAAAAGGCUGUUCUUCAAUUUCACGUGCACGGUUGAGAGUUUUGAGGUAAUCUGAAGAUGAAGGUAGAAUCAGAGAUGACAAUGAAUGUGCUAUAAAAAUAAAACACGAAAGUCAGUUUCCUGCUUCCAGACAAUAAAGCUAAUUCAAAUCAGAAAAGGGAUUUAAUUCCAUGUCUACAGAGGUGAUUUUUUUUUCCACCUCUCUGACUCAAUUUCUAACACCAAUACUUUUGCACAGUAAAAUCAUUUUGGUGGGGCUUUGUUUUCUGAUGCUCACCUACAGUCCCUCACACCUCUGGCAUGUUUCUGUUUGUCAGUGUUAUUGUUUGAAGAGAUUUCCAUGAAUAGAAUAAUAAUCUCGAUCAUAGCCAGCUAUGUCACGUUAGUUUACCCUGCGCCGCUGUGAGAUUACAAUUCACAAUGUUUUGUUUUUUUUACAGAACAACUCAUCCCAGUCUAACUCUUUGUCAACUUAGUGUUUAGCUGGUGUCCAUUCAUUGGGUAGGUUCAAACGUCUGCUAAUGCAUGCCCCCCUUUACACCCUGUUCAUUGACAUCGGUGCUACUGGACUGUCAGAAAAUGCCCACGAGCACAGUUAAACCAGUUUUCACUGAAUCCACGCCGUCUCCGAUGCUGAACACGAGGCAUAAUCAGCGACCUGUUCUUGGCAGCAAUUGCCCAUGAGAAUGAGCCGUACAGUUGUCUGCUCAGGAAAAAAUAAAAAGGCUGUGAAAAGCACCAUGGCGACUUGUUCCUGCUAUGUGCUGCA
Molecule: messenger RNA, 4762 nt
Organism: Oreochromis niloticus (Nile tilapia)
Lineage: Eukaryota; Metazoa; Chordata; Actinopteri; Cichliformes; Cichlidae
Gene: lonrf4
Product: LON peptidase N-terminal domain and ring finger 4
Exons: 12
Coding region: 534-2321 (595 amino acids)
Molecular function (GO): ubiquitin protein ligase activity; protein binding
Source: RefSeq, a predicted model, not a curated record